CAACUUUGGAUUAAUCUAGCAGACAUCGUCUUGGAUCUUCUGGAAAAAUGAAAUUCUUUGUCAUUGCUUUUGCUGUGAUCGCAGCUGCCUCGGCGGCCUCCAUUGCCACGGAUUACCUGCCGCCAGUGGACAACAACAUCGAAGCCGCCUCCGACAUUGUCGAGCUGCCCGCCGAGCAGGGAGUUCUGGCCGAUGAUGGAUACCGCUACAAGACCGUGCGUCGCCUUAAGCUGCGCCACCGUCGUGAUGUGAACGAGCUGCCCUCUGGAGAGUACCUGCCCCCAGCUGAGGAGGCCGCUUCCGCUGCCAUUGCUGUUGAGACUCCCUUGGCUGAUGAUGGCUACCGUUACAAGACCGUCCGCCGUGUGAUCCGUCGCCGUCGUGAUGUGAACGAGCUGCCCUCCGCCGAGUACCUGCCCCCAGCUGAGGAGGCCGGUUCCGAAGCCGUUGCUGUUGAGACUCCCCUGGCUGCUGAUGGAUACCGCUACAAGACUGUCCGCCGUGUGAUCCGUCGCCGUCGUGAUGUGAACGAGCUGCCCUCUGGAGAGUACCUGCCCCCAGCUGAGGAGGCCGCUUCCGCCGCCAUUGCUGUUGAGACUCCCUUGGCUGAUGAUGGCUACCGUUACAAGACCGUCCGCCGUGUGAUCCGUCGCCGUCGUGAUGUGAACGAGCUACCCUCCGCCGAGUACCUGCCCCCAGCUGAGGAGGCCGGUUCCGAAGCCGUUGCUGUUGAGACUCCCCUGGCUGCUGAUGGAUACCGCUACAAGACCGUCCGCCGUGUGAUCCGUCGCCGUCGUGAUGUGAACGAGCUGCCCUCCGCCGAGUACCUGCCCCCAGCUGAGGAGGCCGGUUCCGAAGCCGUUGCUGUUGAGACUCCCCUGGCUGCUGAUGGAUACCGCUACAAGACUGUCCGCCGUGUGAUCCGUCGCCGUCGUGAUGUGAACGAGCUGCCCUCUGGAGAGUACCUGCCCCCAGCUGAGGAGGCCGCUUCCGAAGCCGUUGCUAUUGAGACUCCCCUGGCUGCUGAUGGAUACCGCUACAAGACUGUCCGCCGUGUGAUCCGUCGCCGUCGUGAUGUGAACGAGCUGCCCUCUGAGUACCUGCCCCCAGCUGAGGAGGCCGCUUCCGAAGCCGUUGCUAUUGAGACUCCCCUGGCUGCUGAUGGAUACCGCUACAAGACUGUCCGCCGUGUGAUCCGUCGCCGUCGUGAUGUGAACGAGCUGCCCUCCGGAGAGUACCUGCCCCCAGCUGAGGAGGCCGGCUCCGAAGCCAUUGCUGUUGAGACCCCUCUUGCUGAUGAUGGCUACCGUUACAAGACUGUUCGCCGUGUGAUCCGUCGCCGUCGUGAUGUGAACGAGCUGCCCUCUGCCGAGUACCUGCCCCCAGCUGAGGAGGCCGCCGCCUCUGCCAUCAUCGAUGUGCCCGCCGAGCAGACCGUUCUGGCUGCUGAUGGCUACCGUUACAAGACCGUCCGUCGUCUGAAGCUCCGUCGUCACUAAGCCAUCGAUUGUGCCAACUCCCACCGCAGCGUUUGAGAUUGUCGAGGAUGCUUUUCCAGAAGAAGUUCUGCCUUUGAAAGUCUCACGAUGACACUAACCAUAAGUCGAGCGUAUUAGUCAAAUUGAAUCCGUUAUGAACAACCCGAGUACAAACCCGAAUUAACAAUAAUAAACAUUUUUAAAACAAAAA
This is a messenger RNA of Drosophila eugracilis, 1689 nucleotides long. RefSeq lists its product as uncharacterized. The record is from RefSeq and is a predicted model, not a curated record. NCBI's taxonomy places the organism in Eukaryota, Metazoa, Arthropoda, Insecta, Diptera, Drosophilidae. Gene Ontology annotation, molecular function: calcium ion binding. Gene Ontology annotation, biological process: negative regulation of protein sumoylation.